Molecule: messenger RNA, 3915 nt
Organism: Nicrophorus vespilloides
Lineage: Eukaryota; Metazoa; Arthropoda; Insecta; Coleoptera; Silphidae
Exons: 14
Coding region: 38-3880 (1280 amino acids)
Biological process (GO): monoatomic ion transport
Cellular component (GO): membrane
Molecular function (GO): extracellular ligand-gated monoatomic ion channel activity; protein binding
Source: RefSeq, a predicted model, not a curated record
UUGUUUAAUAAAGUUGUUCGUUUCUCCUAAUUUCAGAAUGUGGUGGCUUCUGCUAUCACUGAUAUGGUGGUGCGGAACGGCAGCAGUUCCGGCCCCGGGACCGGAAACGUCCGUCUGGACGUGUCCGGAGAUCGACGAUCAGCCCUUCGUCGAAUGCAGCUGUGAUAUGCCACAUACGUUACGAUGUACUGGUAACGAGGACGCCCUUCAGUUUAUAGGGAAGAAACUAAAGUCUCUGAAGACGGCGUACGUAUCGCUGCUGGAUUGCACCGUGCAGAAUGUGAGCAGCUUGCAGGGCUCGUUGCUCGAAGGUGUGGCCCUCCACGGUCUAGUCGUGUCUUCGGGCGAGCUGCGGGAGAUCGCGCCCGGCGCCUUCCGAGGUUUGGCUGCUCCUCUUCAGGCGCUCGGUCUACCCAACAACCGUCUAACCGCUGUUCCCACGGCAGCACUCGAGAAUCUACCGGAACUGGACAGAUUGGAUUUGUCCGGAAACCGGAUGAAAGCAGUCGAUGCGGAUGCUUUUAAAGGCCUUCACAACUUGUCCUUUAUCGAGUUGAGCGAUAACGCCUUAACUAGGAUAUCUCCUAAUGCUUUCGGUUCAGCGAGACAGCUUCGCGUCCUUCGUCUUCGAGGGAAUCGUUUGACCUUGCCCACAAUCACAGGUCUCGUGGGUCUGAACACUGUGGAGGAACUUGAUUUAUCGUUGAAUUCGCUAAUUGGUCCUCUGGGGCCAAAAACGUUCCCAAUGAUGGGCAGCCUGAACAACCUGCAGAUGGGAUACAACGGUCUGAGUAGUUUGAGGAUGGGUUCAAUGAAGGGUUUGGGUAAUCUCACAUCGCUACUGCUGCCCCACAAUCAAAUCGACGUUCUAGAGGACAAUGCGUUCAUCAACUUAGGGAAUCUGAUGGUAUUGGAUUUGUCGCAUAACAGGAUCGUCGCUGUUAGUGGAGCGUCGUUGGCUCACCUGGUGAAGCUGGUGGAACUCAACUUGCGGCACAACUUUUUGAGGGCUUUGACCGCGGAUCUGGUAGUGCCUCUGAGGAGUUUGAAGCGAUUACAUUUGGAUGAGAAUGAUAUCUCUAUAGUGGCAAGCGAUGCGCUGAAAGAGUCUGAGAUUUUGACCAGAUUAACGCUAGCCGAAAAUCCGUUGAACUGCGAUUGCAGUUUGGCGGAGUUCGCCAUGUGGUUGGGCAACUCCAGUCUAGGAGUGGAUGAUAAAGGGAGCGCUGUUUGCGCGACUCCACCUCCUCUAGAAAAUGGACUGCUGAUGAACGUGUCAUUGAAGGAUUUGUUAUGCGGAGAGGACGAAAUCGAAGCGGCACCUGUGUCGGCUCCAAUUAAGGACGGGAUCAACUUGCAGAGCUUCAAUUACGAUGGGAGUAACGUGAUCCUGCAGUGGAGCGUGGACAAGUCGGCAGCGCCGUAUGGCUGUGACGCGAUCUUCGUGUACGAGGAAGAAGGUCCCAGUGAAGUCCUCUUAGAGUCGAUCCCUUUGAAGUGCAAUUCCACGCAAUCCCCAGAUCCGAGAAGCCUGACAGUGACUGUUCCAAACUCGACUAAUCUUCAGCCCGGUCACCGGUACAGGUACUGCAUUGUACUUCUGGAAUCGGAGUCCUACUCGGAUGACCUGUCCGUAGUGUUAGGGUGCUCGGACGUCUUGCCUCUAGUACAAAAUGUCCGCGUGCUGCCGCGGACGGACUUCUCAUUGAAGUCACCACGCGUCAUCUCCAUACAAGCGAACUUGAGUAGCUACGGAAACUUAGCGAUUAGUGUCAACGUCGUUCCCAUGGCAACCUGCGAGGUGAACCUGGCCGUCUUGGAGCAGGGAUCUCUACUAUCGCAGAAGAGAGUGAACUGCUCUGAUCCCAAAUACACGUACGUCGGGUUGCAGAGGGGUCCGUACAGGGUGUGCGCUAAUGUCGUCCCCGAAUCGGGCAACAAACCCAGGUGCGUGACCGUGUACAAAGGAGAACCGCACGGGGGUGGCGGUAUUACCGGUCUGGAUGUAGCUUUCGUCACAGUCUUCCUGAUACUAUGUAUCAUGGUCGUAGCCCUCAUCUGGGGCGUGCGGAAGGUUCUGCUCAGACCUAAAUUGACUACGCAUCAGUGCUUCAUGCCACCCGAAUUCGAAGAUGAACAGCAACACAACAGAUACGUGAAACUUCAGGCCACGACCAAACUCUGUUUAAUUGCGAAAAUGCUCUUAAUUCUCGUGUUCAUAGUAUUGGUCGCAAAUUGCGACGGAAAAUUUUACAAAACAAACAUUACAGAUUUUAAAAAAUGCCAUGUAUAUUAUUCACGGUUUGGUAGUCUGUAUAAGGACUUCUUUCACAUCAACGAUCAGAAUCAAAGUUCCGUGGACAACGAGACGCUCUUUGAUUUCCAUUUCUCGGUUUUGGCCAUCCGAGAUGCUCAUAUAUUGCUGUCCCCGUCAUCAGUUAUAUCAACCAAAGAUCCCGUCUACGAGAUUGUCAUAGGUGCUGGGGGAAAUUCAUUUUCGGACAUAAGAAGACAACAGAAGAGCCAAGUCAGAGCGUCUAUCCGCAGAAAUGGUUUGCUUUCUGGCAUCGACGAAAGAUCCUUCUGGAUCCACGUAUAUAAAGAUGGUACGAUCAACGUGGGCAUCGAGGGAGAAGAACUGCCAUUUAUAGCUUGGUUAGAUCCGGAUCCGCUUCCCAUACAGGUCUUCAGCUUCGCCACUUUCGGAGACACCGAAGCCAAAUGGUACUUCAAUUGUCCAAGAGAGAACACAACCAUUGAAGAAGUGAAACACGUGCUCACGGACGUAGAGCAAUUGCGGAAGCAAUUGUUAACUGAUUACAAUCCUUUUGUCAGGCCCGUCUACGAUAUUCAAAAAAAGACUGCGGUUUCCUUUAAAUUCUCAUCAAGUUUUAUAUCUUUGGAUGAAAUUAAUUCUGUGAUGAACGUUAAAGGAAUUGUAGAAAUGACAUGGAUGGAUGAAAAAAUUAGAUGGGAUCCUGAGGAAUAUGGAAAUAUCACCAAUCUACACGUUCACCACGGAGAAGUGUGGAAGCCAGAGAUUAUUAUAUGGAAUUCGGAAUCACCGGAGAAGAUGUCUGCAUUCCACAGUUCACUUGUGUCGGUGACUAAUCAAGGAAUAGUGAGAUGGUCACCGUCAGUUGAUGCUUACACCUUAUGCGACAUAAGCGAUUUAAGUCAAUGGCCCAAAGACAUCCACAGUUGUGAUUUGGUGAUAUCGUUCAGAAAGCCAACUGAAAGCUUACAAAUUCAAUAUUCCAGCAGGAGCGACAUAUUAGGGAAAGGGUUUGCGAAUGGUUGGAUGAUUUUGGAUGGCACCGCGACAACGGAACAGGACAAGCUUUAUAUAAGCAUCAAGUUGCAGAGAUCUUCGAAUCUAUACAAAGAAGCACUAUUCACGCCUUACUGGGUGAUUGCCACGAUGGGACUAUUAACAUUCUGCGCAUCACCAAUUGGAAGCACCAAAAUGACUUUCUGCUGCGUUCAGUUAAUUCUAACUGUCGUAACUUUAAUUGCCACGGCCUUAUUAAUCCCAGGACACCCCGGCAAAUUGCCUUUUUUGGUGUUCCUGUAUAGCAAGGGUCUUGCGGAUAGCGUAAUCUGCGUGUUUCUGUCGGUGGUGGUCAUCAAUUUGGCUAGGAACGAGAAGUCAAGGAAUCCCUCGCAUUGCGUAACGACCGUGCUGAAUUCCUAUCUCUUGGAAUGUCUGUGCCUCUUGCCCAAACUGGAGGUUGAUAUCACCUACAACAAGGUUGAGAAGAAACUGGAGCGAGAGACCAAAGUGCAAGAAACUUGGAUGAAAUUGGCCAACCUUAUUGAUCGCAUCGCCUUUAUCAUUUACCUAAUCUUGCAUUUGACCAUUUUUUUCAUUAAAUAUUAAUACCCAAAGAAUAUAUAACAUUUCAACCAUUUAAC